Xylaria bambusicola is the source of this 378-nucleotide messenger RNA. Its product is annotated as splicing factor 3B subunit 10-domain-containing protein. The record is from RefSeq and is a predicted model, not a curated record. Bases 1 to 378 code for a protein of 125 amino acids. NCBI's taxonomy places the organism in Eukaryota, Fungi, Ascomycota, Sordariomycetes, Xylariales, Xylariaceae. The transcript is spliced from 2 exons. Gene Ontology annotation, cellular component: precatalytic spliceosome; U2 snRNP. Gene Ontology annotation, biological process: mRNA splicing, via spliceosome.
AUGUUCGAAUUCGAUAAAUGCACCCAUUACAUAUCCAUUGAUGAGAUGAGAGAUCCAGAGAUUCAAAGAGGUUGGCUGAAUAUGCAAGCCGACAAACUACGCACGCAACAGGAGCUUGAGCGCCUACAGGCCAAAUACAUUGGAACGGGACAUCCAGACACGACAUCAUGGGAAUGGCGGACGAACAUAUCGCGCGAUACAUACUCGAGUCUCGUCGGCCACCCACCACAGCUAGCCUACAUCUCGCUUGCGCAGAACGAGCCCGCCGCCAAAGUCCGAGCCCAGCUCAUCCGGAAGAUGAUUCAGCCAUGCGGUCCACCGCCUCCGCGAGAAGGGGAAGAGCACAUGUUGCAGAUGGGCCGGAACGGGAAAUCAUGA